UUCCAAUCACAGUUACUAUUCUUUUAUUUUAAGGAUUUUCAGUCAAAAGUGACAUGAUCAUGCACUCUCCAAGCACAUCUUUUUUAGUACCUGAUGGGCAAAUAGCAUCAAAGUUAGCUCUCUUUGCUGUUUGAAAGCAAGAUAAACAUUUUGCUCCACACAUUCAUUGCCUUUUGCAAUGAACAUCCCACUCAUGCUCACGUGAUAUGCUCAAGACGACCGAAAUUUCAUUGCUAUGAUGUGUAGAAAGUUGGCUUAAUCAAAUUGUUCCAACACAAUAUUAACAGUUACAUCAACAAACGUAGAUCACAAGACUCUUCCUUAAAACGGACGAAUUCAAGUUAAAGGUGGUGUCUUUACAAAGAUCGGUGGAUCGUGACCCAGUUGAGAUAGAAAAGAUGAGGGGAAAGGCAGCUUCAGGAAAGACAAUUUUGUUCGUAUGCAUUGCAUGCUUUCUUGCAGGAACACUCUUUAGUGGCCAGAUGUGGACACGACCCUCUAACCAUGAAAAUACACUGCAAUCAUCCACACCUGAUUGUGAUCACAAGCGAAAACUGAUUGAAGGAAGAUCUGUUGAUGUAAUGGAGGAAGUGGUGAAGACUCACCAAGCUAUCAAGUAUCUGGAUAAGGCAGUUUCGACGUUGGAAAUGGAACUGACAGCAAGUAGGAGAAGCCAGAGUGGUGGGAAGCAAAUUCGAAAGCAUAAUGUACAAAAGGCUUUUGUGGUGAUUGGUAUUAACACAGCUUUUAGCAGCAAAAGGCGAAGAGACUCUAUACGCGAAACAUGGUUACCUAGAGGGAAUGAGUUGAAGGAACUAGAGAAAGAGAAGGGCAUUGUUGUAAGGUUCGUGAUCGGGCACAGCAGCACACCAGGAGGAGUUUUGGAUAAAGCAAUUGAUGCAGAAGAGGCAGAACACAAGGACUUCCUGAGGUUAGACCACGUCGAGGGCUAUCAUGAGCUAUCCACCAAGACUCGUCUCUACUUUUCCACCAUCACUUCUUUGUGGGAUGCUGAUUUCUACGUCAAGGUAGACGAUGAUGUCCACUUAAAUCUAGGUAUGCUAGUGAGCACACUUGCCAAGUACCGAUCAAGACCCAGGGUUUACAUUGGUUGCAUGAAAUCUGGUCCUGUUCUAUAUCAAAAAGGAGUAAAGUAUCACGAAGCUGAGCACUGGAAGUUUGGAGAGGAAGGAAACAAGUACUUCAGGCACGCCACUGGCCAAAUAUAUGCCAUUUCCAAGGAUCUCGCCACUUAUAUAUCCAUCAAUUGGCCAAUAUUGCACAAAUAUGCCAAUGAAGACGUAUCUUUAGGUUCCUGGUUACUGGGCCUGGAAGUUGAACAUGUGGAUGAACGAUCCAUGUGUUGCGGAACCCCACCAGAUUGUGAUUGGAAGGCAAGGACAGGGAAUGUGUGUGUGGCAUCGUUUGAUUGGUCAUGCAGUGGUAUCUGUAAGUCGGUGGAGAGAAUGAAAGAGAUACACAAAGCUUGCGGAGAGGGACACGGAGUUGUUUGGAACAUUGAACUCUGAUUCUCUAUUUCAUACACAAAAUUUUAUACCUUUAGUAUUUUGCAUCUGGAGAAAUUUAAUGCAUUUUCUAUUUCUUUAGUGGAAAUUGUUAGUUUUGUUCUGGAUACUUGUUCGUCCAAAAUACACUAUAGUUAUUUUUGUUUUUUUCAA
Molecule: messenger RNA, 1679 nt
Organism: Vigna angularis (adzuki bean)
Lineage: Eukaryota; Viridiplantae; Streptophyta; Magnoliopsida; Fabales; Fabaceae
Product: probable beta-1,3-galactosyltransferase 8
Exons: 10
Coding region: 399-1529 (376 amino acids)
Cellular component (GO): Golgi membrane
Molecular function (GO): hexosyltransferase activity
Source: RefSeq, a predicted model, not a curated record